Messenger RNA from Aedes aegypti (yellow fever mosquito), 2461 nucleotides. Its product is annotated as zinc finger protein 14. Bases 142 to 2331 code for a protein of 729 amino acids. Gene Ontology annotation, biological process: regulation of transcription by RNA polymerase II. The record is from RefSeq and is a predicted model, not a curated record. The transcript has 4 exons. NCBI's taxonomy places the organism in Eukaryota, Metazoa, Arthropoda, Insecta, Diptera, Culicidae. Gene Ontology annotation, molecular function: zinc ion binding; RNA polymerase II transcription regulatory region sequence-specific DNA binding; DNA-binding transcription factor activity, RNA polymerase II-specific. Gene Ontology annotation, cellular component: nucleus.
AUUAUUUGUUUUCACAAGUUGUGCGCGAAAAAAAAACAGAAAACCUCAAGCUGCAGUCAAAAAAUUUGAUUAAAUUUUAAAAACAAGUUUAAAUACGCGUUUAACUUACAAUUUUGCUUCGUUCCCGCAUAGUUAGACGUGAUGGUCCGCUUGUGUUGCAUUGCGCUUUGCCCGAGCGCGAAGGCGGACCGCGGAGUUGCGUGCUUCCCGUUUCCGCCGAACGAAGAGCUUCGCAAUCAGUGGAUAGAAUUUGUAGGCGGCGACCCGAGCCGGUUCCGGUGGAAAACCAAAUACGUUUGUGCGGAUCACUUCCUGGAGCUGGAACUGGUGGAGAUUGACGGCCAGAAGCAGCUGCUGGAGGGAGCUGUCCCAAUGGUUUACUCUCCGGAUGACGACGAAAACGACGAGCUGAUGGAUCGUAAUGACCUGAUGAUAUCGGGAGAAAGUAACUCGAAUGCGGUUGCAAAUGUCAGCACCAGUACGAUUCAGGAAAUACCAUCGCCUCAACUCCAUUCCCUAUUCUGUCGGAUCUGUUUGAAGAAAACAUCUGAUCUGAUUCCCCUCAAUUCAAAACUGCGCAAUGACAACCUGGUGGAUAUGAUAUUGGCCUUCUCCGGAUUGGUAAUCGAUACCGGUGGAGGUCUUCCGACGAAGAUUUGCGCGGCCUGCGUUGGGAAGGUCGACUUGGCGUACAACAUUCGGAUGGAGUUUGUGCAGCACGACCUCACGCUGCAGAAUUUAAUCGAUACCGAUCAGCUGCAGAUUUACUUCGAAUUUUAUGGAACUCGAACCAAAAAGUGGGGCAGUUCCAACGAAGCCUAUCUGGACGGUUUGAUGCAGGCUGUUAAGCAGGAAAAGAUAACCGUGGAACCUCAGAUUAUUCGAAAUGUUAACUUUGAUGUAGUUCCAAUUCAACAAGCCGUUGUAGUGAAGACUGAGAUUAUCGAUCCUUCUCCGAUGGAUCUAGUGGAUAGUGGUAAUGCAGAAGUAACUCAGUUUCCGGCGGAAGAUGCCAAGACGAAUGUCGAUACCAUGAGUUCAAAGCAAAAUCAAAAACCGCCAAAACAAAUUUAUUCAUGGAAGGAGCUCUGUAAAACGAAAGUGAAACCAUCGCAGAAGAAAAUGAGAGAACCCAACAUCAAAGAAAGUCUUCCCGGUCCAAAGCUGGUUCCUCACACUUGCUAUAUUUGUAACACGGAGAACGAAAGCGCCGAUGCUUUGGAGACUCACUUGGAGCAACAUGUCAGCUCCGUUCCCUACAGAUGCGAUCAAUGCAGCACCGAAGAGGUGCCCCAGGUACUCAAGACUCUGAGCUUCCUCAACCGGCAUCUUCAGACCCAUCUUUAUCCGUACGUAUGUGAUUUCUGUCCGUUGCGGUUCCUGAGGCAAGGUACGUACGUUAGACAUAUGCAGGAGAUGCAUUUGUCCAGCGAGUCGGACGGAUUUACGUGCGACUUCUGCGGUCAAUUCUUCGUUCGGAAGCGUCUGUUUCAAAUGCACUGGCACAAACACAAGGCGAUGGAAGAGGGAAGAUACAAAUGCGAAUACUGCGGAAAGUCGUUUGGCAAUGGAAGUCUACUUAAACGCCAUUUGCGCACCCACACCGGCGAGAAACCGUACCAGUGUAAGAAAUGCGGAAAGCAAUUCAACCACCUGUACAACUUCAAUAACCACAAACGAAUUCACAUUGGCGAGAAGGGUUACGUAUGCGAAGUUUGCAACAAGAGCUUCCUCAACAAUACCAGCUUGCGAUCGCACAUGGUUACGCAUUAUCCAAACGAUCCGCGAUACUGUUUUCCAGGCAGGCGGCCCGGCAAACCCAGCACCCAAAAGGAAUACGCUUGCAAUAUCGGCAACUGUACCUACGUCAGCAAAGUGUAUCAGACCUUCAUGCAGCACCGUGCAUAUCACCUUAAAAAGUUCCAGUGCGACAUCUGUGGGAAAAAGUUCGCGAUGAACCACAAACUUACCCACCAUAAGGCCUAUGUGCACGAAGGGAAGACACCCCAGUACAAACUGCUGUGUCCACUUUGCGGCAAAGGGUUCCCCAGCAAGCAAAAGCUGAACAAGCACAUAGACGUGCACGAGAACAACCGCCGUUACAAGUGCCAGUACUGCGAGAAAGCUUUCGUGUUGAAGGAAAACUGCAAGGCACACGAGCGCAUCCAUACCGGUGAGCGUCCGUUUUCCUGUCGGGUGUGUACGGCCGCGUUCAUCACCACUUCCGGGAGGAAAAAACACGAGAAAACGCACAGCGAGCUGAAUGUGCCCCAAGCGGAAGGGGAAGUUGAAAUGGAGGGCCGAGCUAAACUGAAUGAGGAUUGUGAAUAGUAAUAUGAAGCAAGCCAAAGCUAAAGGUUCGUAUUGUAGCAAGUACUAUAACAUAGACAUACUUUAGCAGUUGAUCACUAAAACAUCAUCUAAAACUGAUUUGGUAUGUGAAUAAACAUACUUAUUACAA